Messenger RNA from Monomorium pharaonis (pharaoh ant), 3477 nucleotides. RefSeq names its product replication factor C subunit 1 (gene Gnf1). Lineage: Eukaryota; Metazoa; Arthropoda; Insecta; Hymenoptera; Formicidae. The transcript has 16 exons. Gene Ontology annotation, biological process: DNA repair; DNA replication. The record is from RefSeq and is a predicted model, not a curated record. Gene Ontology annotation, molecular function: DNA clamp loader activity; ATP hydrolysis activity; DNA binding. The coding region runs from base 228 to 3278 and encodes 1016 amino acids. Gene Ontology annotation, cellular component: nucleus; DNA replication factor C complex.
GCUUACGAUUGGUGACAAAAUCGUCUGAGCCAAUCAGGACACGUAUUAAGACGCCUCGUAUAGUCGAUGCGAUAGCAUGAAAAAUUGUAUCGUGUGCCGAAGGCUUUACUCUUUGAAUUAGGAGUAUAUGUUGAAGCAUGUAACCCAAACAAACCUAUAUAAUUUCGAGUGAUGCAUAUACACACGGAUUGAGUUUCGAUGAAAUAAAAAAAAAAGAAAAUUGGAAAAUGCCACGGGAUAUCAGAUCCUAUUUUGCGCCGAUUGCGACUUCAAAGAAGAACAGCGAGCCUGUCGCUAUAAAACCCCAGAAGCGGCGGGUCAUUUCGUCAGACGAGGAUGAAGAGGCACCAAAAUCGUCUCCAAAACGUUCCAAGGUCGUGCGAAAGACGAAGAAAUCUUCUAUUCUGUCCGACUCUGAAGAUGAAGCAUUCGUCAAAGAUGAUAAGAAAAAUUCUAGACAAUCUAAGGCAAGUAAGAAUGAAAGUGAGAAGCCACGUGAGGCGAUGCUUCCUGGUGAAUUAUUUGGGAAGAAACCGAUAAUGAGAGUGGAAGAGACAAAAGUAAAUCAAAAAUUACAGAAGAUGGAAUCUGAGUUUCACGAUGACGAAGAUUUUGAUGCUGUGCUUAAACAGUUGGACGCAUUUCAAGAUACCAAGCAAAAGAAUAAAAAAAAAGAUAAUAUUAAAAAGAUUUCUAAGAAAUCUGAAGUUAAAACAGAGGUGGACAUUAAUAAAAAACAUGAUACUUAUUUGAAAGAUUCUAAUAAUGGAAUUAAUAUAAGUACAUUAAAAACUGAGGAGGUGAGAAAAUCUCCUAGUAAACAUAAUGCAUGUUCAAAGAUAGUUACAAGUUCCUCUAAAAAAUUACAAAAAGCAAUUAAAAGUAGCACUAAUGGAGAUUUAGAUAUAAGCGAUGAGUAUAAUGAGAGCUCUAAACAAUUGAAUUUCGACAAUUCAACAUCUACCUCUGCAUCAGAAGAAGAUAAAAAUACAGAAAGAUCAAGUAGAAAAAAAGCCAAAACAAUGGAUUUAUUUGAAGAAAGAAUAGAAAAGAAGAAACAGCGUGCUAUAAUGUACGAAAAAUAUCUUCAGCGAGGUGGCGCCAGAAAUCCUGGUUCAAAAGAGAUUCCUACAGGUGCCACAAAUUGUUUAACCGGCCUAAGUUUUUUGAUUACUGGUGUUUUGGAUUCCUUAGAAAGAGACGAAGCCGAGGAUUUAAUACGGAAAUAUGGUGGCCGGACCGUAAACUCUGUAUCGAGCAAAGUAAACUACAUUAUAGUGGGUGAUGAGGCUGGCCCAGCCAAAUUGGCAAAAGCCAAUAGUAUAGGUAUUAAACAGAUAUGCGAGGAUGAUUUUCUAGAAAUGAUUCGCACGAGACCAGAAGGUAGAGCUGAAGAUAUCAAGCCUGUGAUAAAGAAAUCAAACAUAAAAAAAUCAUUGAAUAAAUCUGAAAGUGAUAAAUUAUUAUUACUGAACGAAACAUCAUUUUCAACUAAAAAAGUAAAAACACCCUCAUCUUCACCAGUAAAAACAGAAAUAUUGCCAUCAGUAUCGAAGGAAGCUUCUGAUAUGAGUAAUAACAUACAAAAGAUGAUUACAAGUGUUGGCUCAGAACCAUUAGUUGAGAAGUACAGACCCAAAACUAUGAAGCAGAUCAUAGGUCAGCAAGGAGACAAAAGUUGUGCACACAACUUGUACAUAUGGCUACGUGAUUGGCAUAAAAACCGUCAAGAUCCUAAAGUCAAAAACGGCACUGCCAAACAAACCCAUGGACAAAGUUUUAAAGCUGCGUUGCUGUCCGGUCCACCGGGUGUUGGCAAAACAACAACUGUGCAAGUUGUUUGUAAAGAAUUGGGAUAUGAUCUUGUGGAAUUCAAUGCUUCCGACACGAGAAACAAGACGCUUUUAAAAGAAGCGGUCUCGGGAUUGUUAUCCAAUACUACGAUGAAGGAUUAUGUUACAGGUACCAAACAAAAAAUUACAAGCAAACAUGUGUUGUUGAUGGACGAGGUUGAUGGUAUGGCUGGCAACGAAGAUAGGGGUGGUUUACAGGAAUUAGUUGGUUUAAUAAAAUCUACAGAAGUACCAAUAAUCUGUAUAUGUAAUGAUCGAUUUAAUACAAAAGUGAAAACCAUUUCUACGCAUAGCUAUGACCUGAAAUAUUCGAAGCUCAGAGUGGAACAGAUUAGGAGUUCUAUGAAAUCCUUGUGCUUUAAAGAGAACAUUAAAAUCUCGACGGAGGAUCUCGAUCGUUUAAUCGAGUCGACGAAUUAUGAUAUUCGACAAGUAAUAAAUCAUCUGGAGUUUCUUGGCAGUCAAACAUCUCACACGGAAAAGACCGAUAAAAAGUAUUCGAACAAGAACUUCAAGCUAGGUCCAUUUGAUGUUACAAAAAUGGCAUUUAAUGCAGAGGAGCAAAAAAAUAUGAGUCUGAAUGAUAAGAUUGCUUUAUACUUCCAUGAUUACAAUAUAACGCCACUUUUUAUACAAGAAAAUUAUCCAAGCGUUAGAGUACUUCAAGCGUCACUUCAUCAGAGACUAGAAAAAAUUGCCGACGCGGCUGAUAGUAUAUCUCAAGGAGACUUAAUCGAAAAAGUAAUGAGAAGCAAUAUGAUGUGGAGUCUACUUCCGAUGCAUGCUUGUUUUUCGUUCGUUAUACCGACAAGCAAAAUGUCAGGUUGCUCUGAACCAUUGAUACGAUUCCCAAGCUGGUUUGGACGAAAUUCGAAAGCAACGAGAUUUAACCGAUUAAUGCAAGAGUUGACGACGCAUACGCGAUUAGCUACGGGUGCAAACAAGGAUGCUCUGAAUAUGGAUUAUUUGCCCCAUAUUCGAAACGCCAUUGUAAAACCUCUAAUAGAUAAUGGUGUGGAUGGUAUAGAAGCAGCGAUAAAUAUUAUGGGAAAAUACUAUUUAACCAGGGAAGAUUUAGAUUCAGCAAUAGAAAUUUCUCUUUGGCCAGGAAUUUGCGAUCCUACGAGUAAUCUUGAUAGUAAGGUAAAAGCUGCGUUCACGCGGGCAUAUCAAAAGAAUCCUCCUAUACUGCCAUACGCAUUUAAUACCACUGCUACAGCAAAGAAAAGAUCUAUGCAGAACAACGAUUUUAUGACAGAAGAAGAUGAUGAGGAAGAAACUGACGAUAUUGAUUUUGAUAAGAUGAUUAAGGCUAAGAAACCUAAUACUAGCAAAGCUGCUGCUAGUUCUAGUAAAACUGCAUCGACGAAGAAAGGCAGCGAACCAGCUAAGAAACGUGGAAAAGGACGCGGUAAAAUAAAAUAGCAGACAUAUUACAUUAAAAUAAGGAAUGCAUAUUUUAUUUAAAAAAACUCGCAAUAAAAUUAAUCCAUCACGUUCACUUUUUCGAAUUGAUUGGAGUAGCGUUGAUUUGAUCGUAGCAUGAUUUUGUAUAUUAUAUUUAUUGCAUCAUAAAACGCAAUACUUGGCUUUUGUCUCAAAAUAUAUUUUCUAUUGUUACUUA